CAAAAAAACCAGCCACUCCCAAACCCAUCUUCACGGCAACUUUAAUACCACUCCCACCCCCACUCACACUCACAGCGCGUACCCCUCACUCUCCUUCUCCCCCCACAUCAUAUUUAUUCCCAAAAAAACAAAACAAAAACACAAAAACCUUCAACUGUGUGUUUGUGUGUGUAGCUGGGCGAUGGUGGGUCAAACAGAAACAAAAACAACAACAACAACAGAAGUAUACGCGCCGCAGCCUAAAAAAACAAUUCAAGUAUGGAAAACACUGUUGAACUGGCUGUCUUUUUUCUUUCAGAUCUUUCUUCAAAUCAUUAGAGCCGCCACUCCUUCUUUGAUCAAUUAUUAUUCUUCAUCUUCAUCGCCGUCUUUUGAUCCCUUGCCGGUCGUCGAGCUGCCGGAAUCUCAACAACCUCCUUCCCCGCCGUCUGCCGCCACAUCAUCUGCCGUUUGUAUUUCGUCUCCCGGUGCUGAGUUUGAUCGUUCUCAAAAGCUCAUUUGUUAUCUUGCGAGGUUUGGUUUGCUUGUGCAUCACUGGGUUUUGGCAUCUUAUAAAUUGGUUGUUCUUGAUUUGGAUGAAACUCUGGUAUGUGCCUAUGAGACUUCUAGUUUGCCUUCCAUUGUUCGUAAUCAAGCCAUAGAAGCCGGAUUAAAGUGGUUUGAGCUAGAAUGUGUAUCUUCUGACAAGGAAUGUGAAGGCAAACCCAAAGUCAACUUUGUGACUGUAUUUGAACGUCCUGGAUUGGAUGAAUUUUUAAACCAACUUAGUAAAUUUGCCGAACUUGUGCUUUUUACUGCUGGUCUUGAAGGUUACGCUAAACCACUUGUUGAUAGAAUAGAUGCGGAAAACAGGUUUAGUCGCAGACUUUAUCGACCUUCGACAAGUUCCACGGAGUUUCGGGAGCACGUGAAAGAUCUUGCCUGUAUAUCAACUAACUUUUGUAGAAUUGUUAUUGUUGACAAUAAUCCGUUCAGUUUCUUAUUGCAACCAAUUAAUGGAAUCCCAUGCGUACCUUUCUCUGCUGGACAGCCGCAUGAUGAUCAGCUUCUUGAGGUUCUUCUUCCGCUUUUGCAACAACUUUCUCGACAAGGGGAUGUACGGCCCAUGCUGUAUGAAAAGUUUCAUAUGCCUGAAUGGUUUCAUAGACACGGGAUCCCUGUUUCUGGGUGGGCAACACAUGGAUAGUGUUAAAUACAUCUGUACAGAUUAGAAGCUUUUUGUUUUUAAAUCAGAGGCACCUAAUUACAGGAAAAAUCUUCACCAUCAAACAUCUAUUUUGAGAUGGUGAUAUUUUGGAUGUCACAGGCUGAUUCAUUCAAAGGGCAGCAUAAUUUAUUGGAAGUAUCACAUUUUGUAUAGGUAUCAGAUCGACAGUUAUUAGUUUGCUUGCUAGGUCAGUAACAAUCGUUUUGUUAGGCUGUAUUCUUCAACGGAUUCAGUAUAUAGUUUACUACAUUGGGGGUCUAUUGUGGGUCUAUUGUUCUGGUUCCACUUUUAUAGUUCUGUAAAAUGUGUUAGAUCUAUUAAUAUUUCACAUCGCCCAUCAAAAUUUUUUGGCUCAA
Erigeron canadensis is the source of this 1563-nucleotide messenger RNA. Its product is annotated as CTD nuclear envelope phosphatase 1A-like. The transcript is spliced from 7 exons. Bases 182 to 1186 code for a protein of 334 amino acids. The record is from RefSeq and is a predicted model, not a curated record. Gene Ontology annotation, molecular function: phosphoprotein phosphatase activity. NCBI's taxonomy places the organism in Eukaryota, Viridiplantae, Streptophyta, Magnoliopsida, Asterales, Asteraceae.